Auxenochlorella protothecoides is the source of this 306-nucleotide messenger RNA. Its product is annotated as Transcription elongation factor B polypeptide 1. Lineage: Eukaryota; Viridiplantae; Chlorophyta; Trebouxiophyceae; Chlorellales; Chlorellaceae. The transcript is spliced from 3 exons. Gene Ontology annotation, cellular component: elongin complex. Gene Ontology annotation, molecular function: protein-macromolecule adaptor activity. Gene Ontology annotation, biological process: ubiquitin-dependent protein catabolic process. The record is from RefSeq and is a predicted model, not a curated record. Bases 1 to 306 code for a protein of 101 amino acids.
AUGUCACAGAGCGACACUGUGAAGCUGAUCAGUGCGGACGGUUUCGAGUUCAUCAUCAGCAGGGAAGCGGCCUAUGUGAGCAACACCAUCAAGAGCAUGCUGGACGAGCAAGGAGGAUUCAUGGAAUCCGAGACCAACCAAAUCACGUUCCCUGGCAUCUCCGGUGCGGUCCUGGAGAGGCUCUGCCAGUACUGCUACUACAAAGUCAAGUACCUGCACACACCCAGCACGGCCAUCCCAGAGUUCAAGGUGCACCGUGACAUGGCGCUGGACCUGCUGAUGGCUGCCAACUACCUCGACAUGUGA